Molecule: messenger RNA, 4097 nt
Organism: Dromaius novaehollandiae (emu)
Lineage: Eukaryota; Metazoa; Chordata; Aves; Casuariiformes; Dromaiidae
Gene: CFAP57
Product: cilia and flagella associated protein 57
Exons: 22
Coding region: 82-3813 (1243 amino acids)
Molecular function (GO): protein binding
Source: RefSeq, a predicted model, not a curated record
CGCCGCCCCUUCCGGCGGGGCCGGGGCCGCGGUUGCCGUGGCGACGGCGGCAGCAGCGGUGGCAGCAGCAGCGGCAGCAGCAUGUCGGCGGUGGUGGCGCAGCCCGUGGCCAUCUUCGGCUGCCGCUCGCAGGUCGCCGGCGGCCUCUGUUUCUUCGACGAGCAGAUCCUGCUGUACGCGGCGGGGGCGAGCUGCGUCCAGUUCCACAUCGAGCAGAAGUGGCAGAAGUUCAUCCCAGGCUCCGAGAAGAGCCAGGGCAUGCAGGCGCUGGCCAUCAGCCCCAACCGGCGGUACCUGGCCGUCUCGGAGACGGUGGUGGAGCAGCCGGCCCUGACGGUGUACGAGGUGUCGCUGGUGCCGUCGCGGCGGCGGAGGACGCUGGCUGCCGCCGAGCUCCCAGCGCGGGAGUUCGUGGCCCUGGCCUUCUCCCCUGACUCCCGCUACCUGGUGGCUGCCACCGGCCCCCCCGAGGUGCACCUCACCUACUGGCUCUGGGAGAAGCAGCGGCUGAUGGCAGCAGUCCGCGUCGAGGCCCUGGGCAGCAGCCUCUGCCAGGUGAGCUUCAGUCCUCAAGACAAUGCACAGGUUUGUAUCACUGGAAAUGGCAUUUUUAAACUUUUUAAAUAUAGUGAAGGAACUUUGAAGACAACGGGUUUACAAAAGGGAGAGCUACAAAACUACCUGUGCCAUGCCUGGCUGUCUGCAGAGAAAGUUGUAUGUGGCACUGAUACAGGCAAACUUAUCAUAUUUGAAAGUGGAGAGGUGCGCUGGGAGACAAGUGUUGAGUACAAAAUACCACCCAGGGAAUUAGAAGAAGAUACAACAACAAAAGAACCUGGGAGUCUUACUUCAUUUUCUGCUUUCCAUUCUGAUAUUUCUUGUGAUCUGGUCGCUGAUGAUAAUGGCUCACAAAAGGAUUCUUUGCCUCAAAUAUGUGCGGUUGCAGCUUAUUCCAAAGGCUUUGCAUGUUCAUCUCGCCCAGGGGUUGUUCUUGUGUUUGAGAAGACUGAGGAAAAGGAAGUCUACAAGGAGACUCAAGAAAUCUGGAUUCCUCGGGACUUUUGCAACAGCGAACCAGAACAGUCAGGCAGAGAGGACAUUAUAUGUAUAUGCUUCAGCCCUUCUGAGGAAACGAUGAUCGUUAGCACAACUAAAAAUCAGCUUUACAUGUUUACUAUGCCUUCCACUGAGAUUAUGAAAGAGAAGUCAGCUCAUUUUAUACAUCUGAAUUUCCCAUUACAUUCUGAUUCGAUCACUGGUCUGGACAGCUGUAUUCGGAAACCCAUUGUUGCUACUUGUUCCCUGGACAGAUCUGUCCGCAUCUGGAAUUACAAGACCAACACUUUGGAGCUGUAUAAGCAAUAUCAGGAGGAAGCGUACACAGUAUCACUUCACCCCACUGGCCUUUUCUGUUUGGUUGGGUUUUCUGACAAACUACGACUUAUGAGUCUACUGUAUGAGGACAUGCAUGUUUUUAAGGAAUUCACUAUAAGAGGUUGUAGAGAGUGUGCAUUCAGUAAUGGAGGCCAUCUUUUUGCUGCAGUUAAUGGAAAUGUGAUUCACAUUUAUUCCACCACCACUUUUGAAAAUACUAAUAAUCUAAAAGGACAUAGUGGGAAGAUACGUGCAGUUAAAUGGAGUGCAGAUGAUGCUAAAUUGGUCUCCUGUGAUGCACAUGGUGCUGUGUAUGAGUGGAACUUGUUGACAGGUAAAAGGGAGUCAGAGUGUGUGCUCAGGUCCUGCAACUACAGCAGUAUUGCCCUGUCUCCCUUUGCCAAAAUCAUCUUCGCUGUUGGAUCUGACCAAACACUGAAGGAAAUUUCAGAGUCUUCGAUUCUGCAUGAAGUGCCUGCUUUUGAUGUUGUUUAUACUGCAAUAGCUGUUUCUCGUUCUGGGCACAUGUUAUUUAUUGGUACAUCCCUGGGGACAAUCCGAACUAUGAGGUACCCGUUGCCUUUGCCCACAGAGUUCAAUGAGUAUCAGGCCCAUGCAGGUCCUGUUACAAAGAUGUCCGUAACAGAUGAUGACCUGUUUCUACUGACUGCCUCAAAGGAUGGCUCUUUUUUGAUCUGGAAAGUGUAUGAUAAAGAAGGUCAGAUACUGAAACGGGAAAAGGAAGUUGAAUAUGCUGAAGAAGUACUGAUCAUGAGAUCAGAUAUAGAAGAGAAGGGUCAGGCGAUGCUAGACCUGCAGAUUCGUGUGAAAGAGCUGCAGACAGAAAAUGAUUACCAGCUACGUCUCAAGGACAUCAACUGUAAUGAAAAAAUAAAGGAAAUAAAAGAGAUUUUCACCCAGGAAAUAGACUGUCUUAAAACCAAACAUGAGAUUUUACAGGCAGAAAAAGAAAAACAGGAGCUGCAACACCAAUAUCAACUGUUUGAGUUGAUGAAGAAACAGGCCAGAGAGGUGCAAGACCUAGAAUCUAGCAAUAAUCAGAAACUGUUAAUGGAAAAUGAAAAAUACCAGGAGCUGCAAGUGAAAUCCCAGAGGAUGCAGGAGGAAUAUGAGAAACAAUUGCAUGAUUUGGAGGAAAGCAAAAGCAAGGCUCUGGAGGAGCUAACAGAAUAUUAUGAAGAAAAACUUAAUGAGAAAUCUGUUUUGUUGGAAGAGACAGAGGAGACUAUCAGGCAGCAGCUUCACAUAUAUGAAGAAAUUAAGAAACAGAUUGAAGAUGAUGGAGACCAAGAGAUCCAGGAAAUCAAAAUCAAAUAUGAGAGACGGCUCCAGGAAGAAAAGGAAUCAAACCUGCGACUGAAAGGAGAAACAGGAAUCAUGAGGAAAAGGUUCAACAGCCUACAGAAAGACAUUGAAGACCGAAACAGUGAGAUUGAAGAAAUGAAACUGGAGCAGCAGAAGCUGCAAGGCAUCAUUACAUCACUGGAGAAGGACAUCCUGGCACUGAAGAGGGAGAUUCAAGAGAGAGAUGACACUAUUCAAGACAAGGAGAAGCGGAUAUAUGAUCUAAAAAAGAAAAAUCAGGAACUGGAAAAGUUCAAGUUUGUACUGGACUACAAAAUAAAGGAGCUUAAGAAGCAAAUACAACCACGUGAAAAUGAUAUCAUGGUAAUGAAGGAGCAGAUCCGUGAGAUGGAGGGGGAACUGGAACGAUUCCACAAGCAGAACGCACAGUUGGAACUGAAAAUCACAGACCUGCAACAGAAGCUAAAGGCAACUGAUCGCCAGGUGCACAGAGAGAGGCAGAAGGAACAAAAUAUGAAAGCUGUCAUCAAACGAUUUAAAACAGAUCUUCAUAACUGUGUGGGCUUCCUUCAAGAUUCCAAAAAACUGAAGGAUAGGAUCUGUGAGCUCUACACCAAGUAUGUGCGUCAAACAGACAUGGUGGAGACUGUAGAAUUAGACACAGAUUUGCAGCAGGAGUACAUCAGACAGCGAGAGUAUCUUGAGAGGAAUUUUGCAACUUUAAAAAAGAAGGUGGUGAAGGAAAAUGAAAUCCACCGAGCCGAUUACAUGCGCAUCAUGCAGGAAAAUGUGAGUCUGAUUAAGGAGAUUAAUGAGUUGCGGCGAGAACUGAAGGUGACCCGCACCCAGGUACAUGACCUCCAGUCAACGCUAGGAUUAACCAAGAAAAAGCAAGUAAUUCGAGACCCAGCUCCCUCCAGUGAACUGCUGUCCAGCCCAGCUGUGCUGAGGUUGAAUGCAGAGAAAGAAAGUGAAAAAAUCAUAGAAAUGCAGCAACUAGAAAUUCAACGCCUGCGAGACCAAAUCCAAGAGAAGGGACAGGUCCUUGCAAUUCAGCCUCUUUCAGAUGGAAAGCUUCCUAUGCUGAACCUGGAAGAAAGCCACAGGACAUAGCCAGAAUGACCUGGUUCAAGAACACCUUACGUUACUAUAUUCUCCUGGCAAGAUCAGAAGUCCAACAGCAUUGAUUAGACUUGCCCUGUCCUGUACUCUUCCAACAAAAGCAUUUAUGCAGUACUCACUACUCUGAAACACAAGGCACUUGCCUUCUCUCCAUCUUUCUUUCCUGGAAUCUACCCUUUCCAUGAGGACUUACCUUUCCCUUAAAUAUGCAUGGCCUGAUACCUGCCUGCUGCCUAGGAGCCAAGAGAAAAACAAAUAAACUUAUGUUAAUGCAA